This is a messenger RNA of Rhododendron vialii, 932 nucleotides long. Its product is annotated as 2S seed storage albumin protein-like. NCBI's taxonomy places the organism in Eukaryota, Viridiplantae, Streptophyta, Magnoliopsida, Ericales, Ericaceae. The transcript has a single exon. The record is from RefSeq and is a predicted model, not a curated record. Bases 287 to 715 code for a protein of 142 amino acids. Gene Ontology annotation, molecular function: nutrient reservoir activity.
CGAGAAAUAACACAAUCCAUUAACCGCUUCCAAAACACUUAAAAACAGAACAAGUGAACAACUUAACAACACCCUUUAUUGGCAGCAUUUGCAUGCCAAUAAUGUACGUGGAAGCACUAAUCCUCCAGCCUCACCUCCCUCCAAAACCCACCCAACUGCCUAGACUUCAGAUUCUCCACGUCCCAACCAUGCAAAACCCAAAACCUCCUAUAAAUACAGACCACUCCCACCCCUCUCUACCCACCACAGCUCCAACCUAUAACAAACACAUCGAAAGAAUCACACAAUGGCCAAGCUCACAAUCCUAGCAGCUGCCCUUAUAGCCCUCUUAGCCCUUGCCCAGGCAACCCCGACCACCAUCACCACCACCGUGGAAGAGGAGGAGAACCCUGGGCAACAGCAGCGCUGCCGUGAGCAGAUCCAGAGGCAGCAAAACCUCCACCACUGCCAGAUGCACUUACAACAACAGGCAAGAGGGUACGACAUGGCAAUGAACCCGCAGCAGCAACAGCACCUCCGCCAGUGCUGCCAGCAGCUGGAGAACCUGAACGAGCAGUGCCGGUGCGAGGGCCUGAGGGAGGCUGUGAGGCAGCAGAGGGAGCAGGGCGAGAUGCAGGGUGAGGAGAUGAGAGAGAUGAUGCAAGAGGCUGAAGACCUGCCUUCCAGGUGCAACCUCAGCCCUAGAAGAUGCCAAAUCCGGGCCUCCUGGUUCUAAAUGAGGCCGCGUGCUAUGUUGGCGGACUAGAUGUAGCUAUGUGCAUGAUAAUAAAGCUCACCGUUCUAGCUAGCUUUUUAGCCAGAGGGAAGGGUAAGGCGACAGUAGUACUAAGCACAUUAUCGUGUGUGUUUAAGUGUGUCUUGGGUUUUUCCAAAUUCGAGGCCUUGUACUAAGGAGAGUGUUUAUGAUCUAAUAUUAUGAUAUCAGUUUUUCA